Molecule: messenger RNA, 567 nt
Organism: Tripterygium wilfordii
Lineage: Eukaryota; Viridiplantae; Streptophyta; Magnoliopsida; Celastrales; Celastraceae
Exons: 1
Coding region: 1-567 (188 amino acids)
Source: RefSeq, a predicted model, not a curated record
AUGAGACCAUUUAUCAAGAAAUUCGUUUUUAACUCAUCGUCAAGCUCUUCCUCUGAUGAUGAUGUUGAAGAUAUACUCCUUCUUGAAGCUGAAAGAUUGAGCUUGGAAAUGAGCAGAGGAUUGACAUCACGUGAUCGGCGUUUGUACAUCAACCGAGGAUCCAUACAAGGCCAUAAUAGACUUUUCAAUGAUUAUUUUGCUGAAAAUCCAGUGUAUCCUCAUGAUCGAUUUCGGAGAAGAUUUCGUAUGAGUAGAGAUUUAUUUUUACGUAUCCAGGAGGCAGUGGAAGCUCAUGAUCCUUAUUUUCGACAAAAAAGAAAUGCUGCUGGAAAGCUAGGGUUAUCUCCUCUACAAAAGAUAACGGCUUCAUUGAGGAAGCUUGCUUAUGGCGUCACCGCAGAUUUUAUGGACGAGUAUGUUAGGAUUGGAGAAUCCACAGCUAUAGCCAGUUUGAAGAAAUUUACAAGAGCAAUAAUUUCUAUUUUCGGUUCAGAAUAUUUGAGGUCCCCAAAUAGCAAUGAUAUUGCUAGAUUAUUGGAGAUCGGGGAAAAUCGAGGUUUUCCUUGA